ACAGUAGGCAAUGUGAUGUGUUGCAGAGCAGGAAAAUAUUAAGCCGAAGGGAGAGAAAAAACAAUUUCCUCAUGUAAUACUGAUAGUUAUGCAUGUGCAGAGAAGCAGAAAAACGAAAGUGCAUGACUUUUAUCACAUGCUGCAACAUCUAUUUGAUUGCAAAUCUGAUGUUUUAGUGGGAGAUUUUUUUUUAGUUUAUUUGUAUCAUGGAUUGCGGUUAAAACACUGCUGGAAAAGUUACCUCUAGGCUAGAUGAGAGAGAUAAAAUGUACCAAAAAAAUGUGCUAUCAGGCUGCAUGGAUCUCUCUCUCUCUUUCUCUCUCCCUCUCACUGCUUCAGUAUUAACAGGCUGGAUUCUGCCUGAAUACCGAGGACAUGCGCGCUGAACAGGGGGAGGAGGUGUAUCACAGACUGUCUGCUUCUGAUGUUUUGUGUUGACUCAAUUAUGGUGCGGAACUCUCAUUUUAUAGUCGCCUGUUGUUGUGGUAAAGAGGCAAAGUGAGGUUUAUUUUUUCUCCAUUUACAUACAAAUAAUUUGUUAUUUUCUAGCUUUUAAUUUCUCACGGAGUCAAGAGUUUUAUUCUUUUUCUUAUUAUUAGAUUUUUCUAAUAAUCGAUCGCUCCCGCCGCCACCCUGAAGUUCAUUGUUAUUAUCUUGGCCGCCGGGAUGGUGGCCUUCAUCGGAGCGGUUAUCUGCAUCAUCGCAGCCGUCCACACCGGAUCCUCCAGGGCAGCCGCGGCACAACAGCAGCCAGCCACCGACAACCACUCGCUGUAUCCGGACGCGGCUGCGCAGAGCCCCGCUGCGGCGGGCUCCGUGGCCCGGGUCGGGUCUUUAGGAGCUCUCCACGGUUCUGAAACACCCGAUUCAGAAGCACCCACGUUCAACAUCGGGCUCGGUGGGCUGGACGGGGUCACCGGACUCACCGGGCAUGACCCAACGGUCAGCCGGCUCAUCUGCACGCCGAUCCCCGCCGGGGAGUGCAACCCGAAAAACUUUCAGCAACAAGCGGAAGACCCGUCGCUGUACGCCGGGGAAGACUGGGGCUACCUCCGCACCACCGCGGAGGAGCUCCGGCAGACCGUCCUGCAGCAGAAGGACCAGAUACUAACAGACCAGAGGACCAUCCGGGAGCUGACGGGGAAGCUAUCCGAGUGUGAGAAGGGGCUGGACGGGAAGAGCACCAGCGCGGACCGACGCGGGAGCGCUGCUGCGGGGCUGUGGGGGGGCAAGAGCGCCGGGGAGGAGGCGCACCUGGAGCGGAUCAUGGUGCGGGAUAGCCCGGGUUCGACGCCCGACGGGGUCCACUUGCUCACAGUGAGGGCUGUGGAUGAGCUGGAGCAGGCUAUCACUCAGCUCAAAGACCGCAUAGAGAAACUGGAGUCAGACAUUGGCCCAUUUCCUCACAACCAGACGGACAGCAGCACCUCAGGAGCGCCAGAGGAAGGCGGGAUGUCUGGCGGCCCAGAAAGGUUGGCCGAUCCCGGGCACAGAGUUGGUGCUGACAGGCCCUGGAGGAUGGAAGACUUGGAAGGGGAGCUGGAGAAAAAGGUGGAGCUGUUGGAGAAAGAAAGAAAAACCCUGAGGCUGGAAACAGAGAAGCACAGACAGGAAAUCGACCGGGGCAUCAACAAACUACAUCACCGACUCUCAGGACUGGAGGGAGGUGUCUCGGGGCAUUCUUUCCCAGAGGGCUACAGGCUGUCCUUCCCGACUCGGACAAACUACAUGUACGCUGUUGUGAAACACUCCAUCCCAGCGCUGCGGGCCUUCACUGUCUGCCUGUGGCUGCGGCCUGCAGAGGGCGGAAUCGGGACACCUCUGUCUUACGCUGUUUCUGAGCAACCCAAUGAACUGGUGCUGCUGCAAGGCCUGCAUACCCCCGCUGAGCUGCUCAUCAAUGACAAGGUGGCGCAGUUGCCUCUCAACCUCUCCAGAGGCAGCUGGCAGCACAUCUGUGUGAGCUGGAACCAGAAGGGAGGAGCCUGGCAGGCCUACCAGGGGGGUAAGCUGAGGGGCGAGGGUCACGCACUGGCAGCCGGACAUCACAUCAGACCUGGAGGAAUGCUCAUACUGGGGCAGGAGCAGGAUUCCCUUGGUGGAGGUUUUGAUUCAUCCCAGGCCCUAGUCGGAGAGUUGUCCCAGGUGGGUCUUUGGGACCGGGUCCUGUCUUCCAACCAGGUGGCCAGCUUGGCCCGUUGUGGCAGAGUAACCCAGGGCAGUGUGGCUCCCUGGACCGAGAACGGAGUUGAGGUAUACGGUGGAGCAACCAAGGACCCAGGGGAGCCUUGCAGUAAACACAACAGGAGUUCUCAAUGACAGAUGGGGGGAGGGGAAGAGAAAGAAAGGAGGGUGAAGGGAGGGAUAAAGUUAUAGCCCUUUCAAGAAGGGAGGAUUUUGCCUAUUAUUAGCACUGCUACUGGAUUUUUACAUCAACUCUAUGUGGCACGGACUGACAAGUAUGUAAAAAAAUGGAAAAUGAAUGGUAAAUAUGACUUACAUCAAGGCUUUGUAGUUACUUCUUCACACUUCUAGCAACAACAUCUGAUGCCAACAUGGAGGCCCAAUUGAAAAUUGUAUACAAGAUGAGAUUCCCAUAAAUAUAGCUUUAAAACUUAAAGUAAUAAGUAAGUAAAAUAUACAUAUAUUUGAAAAAAAGUACAUAUGUAUCUGAAUUAAGGCCACAAUAGACUGUUUUGUGAUUGGUCCUAGCUAUUCUGUGCUAUGUUAGCGAAUCAGCUGUGUAAUUAAUGGAUGCAACUAAUAAAAAUGUGAAUAUGUGAACACUACCAAAUUACUGACCUUCUGUUAGCUAUAAAUUCAAUUAAAAGUGUAUAAGCAAUGAUAGUGAUGGUUAGCUAUUUUUUAACUGGUAUGAUAAGCUAGCUAACAAACCUUUACAGCAAUUUUGGGAAAUAUACUUAUUCACUUCCUCACUGAUAGUUAGAUGAGAGGAGGAAUACCACUCAUGUCUGCUCAGUAAAUAUAAAGAUAGUAGUCAGUUGCCAGCUAACUUAGCUUAGCAUAAAGACUGGCUAGCUAGCUGGCUCUGUCCAAAGGUAACAAAAUCCACCUACCAGCACUUUUAAGUUCACUAAUUAACAUCAUAGACUGUAUGUGGAUAUAGCAACCGUGCUGUCACCGAUGGGUUUGUCGACUAUGAUGUUGAAGCCCAGAGUUUGUCAUUUUGGCCGCUGUCAUCUUGGUUUUUGGGCGUUGCCAUCUUGGUUUCUUGGAGCCAGUUGUGACCAUAUUUGGAAGAGAGUGAGACUGUAAGUUACAAGCUCGUCCAAUUGUUAGCUAAGCUGGUUCGCAAGACACAAAAAUGAACAGUCAGCCACCCCCUUAGAGUGUCUUUAGUACAACCAAAUGCUGAACAAGACAAUUUUAGGAGCCAAAUUGUGAUACUUAAAUUUAUAAUACACUUUAAAAGUUUGCGAGAAUUGGUAAUUUAUUUUGUAGACUUCUUAAAUCCAUAAAAUGACUAGUGUUAAAACCAACAAUUUGACCUGUAUACAAUUUGUUUAUGUGCAGAAUAAACAAAGGAGACACUUCUUGUUAAAUAGUGAGCAUUGCAGAUGCUGGUAGGCGAAAUGUGUUACCUUCAAAAAAGUUAAGCUGGCUUUUUCUCUCCAUUUCCAGUCUGUGCAGAAAUUAUUGUCUAUUUAUUCCAUUGAGACAGCUGAGCUAGGAGAAAUUCAAUGAGUUGUUCACAGCUGCUGUAGCCUAAGAGCUGUUGACCUCCACUAUGGCUGCCAGAAGUUGUGUAAAGCCAGCUGAAAACCCUCCGUGAGUGCAGCAGGGUCGGAGUGAAGUUAAUUAAGGACUGCGACAGCUUUAGAGUUGGAAGUCAUGGUAAGGUGAUGAAAAGUGUUGUAGAAAGUGAAGAGAAUGUUAAUGGCAGCAAGGAGUAGAUGAUGAAAGAGAAAGGAAAGAGGGAGGACAGGGAGGAAAAAAUAGAUUGGGCACUUUUGAGGAGUGAUGCUCCAUUGUUUUCACCUCUGCAUGAUGUAUUCAUUAUACCUAUAAUGUCUUGCCACUGCACUUUGCAGCUCACACAUUUCACAAAAGAGGACAGUGCCUCCAGUCUUUGUUUUUAUUAAGGCCUGAGGGUCUCUCAAUAAGUCACUGAACAAAUCUGAAACAAGAUUCCAUUCGGAAAUCACCACCAUUAGCAGAAUGUUCCUCUUUUUGGAGGGGUACUUUGCAUAUUUUUUGACAAGCCUUUACCCCAUUUAUGUCAUUUUGUGCAAAUCUAGAAAAUCAAGGUCAAAAUAUGGGCUCUGAUCAAGGAAAUGUGUCUCAGAUGACAACUUUUGGCUUCAUCCUGUAGCACACUUUAUUUUCUUGAAUUUAAUUUUGCAACAUUCAUACAGAGAUACAUAACAUUUGCAGCCCAGUCACCAGAAAAAAAUCUUGACAUUGUACGUUUUUGGACACUACAGAUAUGUUGAAUGUCACAUUUCUGACCUGCUGCAAGCCAUUCUCAUUCCCUACGCAACACAUACCAGUGCUUUGUUGGCAUCACAUUUAAACACACUAACUGGCCUAGUUUUAUUCUCCAACGUCGUAGUUUAAACAGGUGGUUAACUGGGUGAAAGUCCAAAGUCUGUUUGCCCCACCCAUCCAUACCGACCACCUGUCCACACGGAUUUUAACGCUCAUUAUACUACGUCAUCUGAAUUACGGAGCACUUGCUCUCAGCAUUUCAUUUUUAACGUAAAUGGUUUCACAUUGGUUGAAAGCCCUGUGCACCUCCUAUGGACGCUAAAGUGUGCAAAAUCUGUUUUAUAUUAACAUAUUUGUGGUUUGCAGAAAUGUACAAUGCCAACAUAUUUCUAUCCACUGAGCUGGUUCUUUAAAUCCAUGGUUCUGAAUGCAACCUACAUACAUACCUGUAUCAUUAUUUUCAAAUUAACAUAAUGCACUCACAGUCUGUUUAACAUUUUUAGAUAUUGACUGUUUCCUCUUUGCAAUUUUCAAUAAUGUGGUUUGAUAUAUUAACAACCUGCAACCUCCGACUCUUCCAACCUUCCUACAUUCCAUGCAUGAGUUGUGCUGUAUGUUUGUUACAUGCCUCGGUGCAUCCGGUAUGUUUCUGAAAUUCCAUCUCUUUAAUGAUUGUUCUCCACUGUUGUGUGAGACAUGUGAUGUUAAAUAGAGAUUGUUCAUAUCACACUUGUUAAAACACUGGCUCUCCCUAGCAUAAAAAUAAUCCUGAGUGGAAAGUGCCUGUCAGGGUGUUUGUACCCAUGUAAACAAAUCAUUUAAUUUAUUAUCCUGAUGGAAAAUUCACACCGUGAGAUAUUUUGAACUAAUUAAGCAUCAGUGUCUCGUGAAUUCCCUGGUGGAUUUUUAAGAUUUAAGAGGUUUGAUAAAACAUUUAAAAUACAGGAAUUUCUGUGUAGUGCCGCCAAACUGAUGCUGAAUCAGGUCAGAAUCGUCUCGCUGUGCCUAAUAGUGUCUUUGAUAAUGCCUCUCAGUCUGCAGUGUUAUUAUAAUAUUAUGCCUGGUGUCUGUUCGGCUCGUGUCAGAGCUUUUUUGUUGGGCUUUUUGAUAGUGGUGUGGCAUUAUUCCGUUUACAGCUAUUGGCAUUGAAAGCUUUUGAAACUCUAUUGGCAGUGUUUUCUUACAUGACAAAUCAGAUUUUUUUUCACUGUAUGCAUUGGUAUCUGUCUAUUUCAUGUUGUUUGUAUAAAUACUGUAUGUCUAUGUCUUGUAUGGUGUUGUAUUGUUCUGCAUAUGUGCCGUGUACAAACCUCAAAUCUUUAUUAAAGUCCUAAUUUUCAAAUGUAAA
Molecule: messenger RNA, 5797 nt
Organism: Centropristis striata (black sea bass)
Lineage: Eukaryota; Metazoa; Chordata; Actinopteri; Perciformes; Serranidae
Gene: cbx6b
Product: chromobox homolog 6b
Exons: 5
Coding region: 667-2319 (550 amino acids)
Source: RefSeq, a predicted model, not a curated record